UUUAGGUUUGCGGAAGUGCUCUCAACUCAACUUCCGGAAAGGAUUGUGUUUCGCAUAUCGAUAAAUAAUUCACCUUCCUGGUUUGAAGAAGACUACCUUGUCAGGAGGAAACUGAAGUGUACCUUUUGAAGCAGAAUACAGAGGCUGUGAGUGGGUCAUCAGGCAGUCUCCCUAUGUCAGGCAGAAACGGGUCUGCAAGUGAUGCAGACUGCCGGAUCUCUGAGGACUGUCGUGUCCCAGAUGUUGAGCUGAUGGAGCUGGGGCCACUGUUGGAGGAGGCAGGGGGGCGACCGACAACGUCUAAAGGCAUCCAUUCAGAGGGUGCCGCGAUGCUUGCUGACGAGGACGAGGAGGAUGAUGAGGUGGGAGAGGUCCUGACCUUACCACUUCAGGCUCACCAUGCCAUGGAGAAGAUGGAGGAGUUUGUACACAAGGUUUGGGAGGGGCGCUGGAGGGUCAUCCCUUUCCAUGUCCUGCCCGAGUGGCUUAAGGACAACGAUUACCUCCUGCAUGGACAUCGGCCUCCGAUGCCCUCCUUCCGGGCCUGUUUUGGAAGCAUCUUCAGAAUUCACACUGAGACAGGAAACAUCUGGACUCACCUGUUAGGGCUGAUCUUAUUCAUCUGUCUGGGCACGUUAACUAUGCUGCGGCCCAACAUGUAUUUUAUGGCCCCGCUGCAAGAGAAAGUGGUGUUCGGGAUGUUCUUCCUGGGAGCUGUGCUCUGCCUCAGCUUCUCCUGGCUUUUUCAUACCGUCUACUGCCACUCUGAGAAAGUGUCUCGCACCUUCUCCAAACUUGACUACUCGGGCAUUGCCCUCCUGAUCAUGGGCUCCUUCGUGCCCUGGCUGUACUACUCGUUCUAUUGUUCCCCUCAGCCUCGACUUAUCUACCUCACCAUUGUAUGUGUCCUCGGCAUUGCCGCCAUCAUAGUGGCCCAGUGGGACCGGUUCUCUACACCUCGUCACAGACCUACAAGAGCAGGUGUGUUCAUGGGUCUUGGAUUAAGCGGCAUUGUCCCCACCAUGCAUUUCACCAUCGAGGAGGGCUUUGUUAAGGCCACCACAGUCGGCCAGAUGGGUUGGUUCUACCUGAUGGGUGCCAUGUAUAUCACUGGUGCUGGUCUGUAUGCAGCCAGGAUCCCUGAACGCUAUUUUCCUGGAAAGUGUGACAUCUGGUUCCACUCUCAUCAGAUUUUUCAUGUUCUGGUCGUGGCAGCGGCAUUCAUCCAUUUCUACGGGGUUUCCAACCUGCAGGAGUUCCGCUACGGCCUGGAGGGAGGGUGCACAGAUGACACUCUACUCUGAGAGGCCUGACUGUGACUUACUCAUACUUUUCUUUAUAGUUCCACACCACACACACCUACAGAUACACACACACGCACACACAAUCACUUAAAAUGCUGCUGGAAUUCAAUAUAGUCACUUAUUGCUCCUUCUGUAAUUCUGAUUUGCUAACAUCUUGUUUGGGUUUUGGUGGUCUUUCUGUUUGGCUCUUUUUUGCUCCAAUAAAGUAGCAUUAACUAGCCAUUGAACUACGGAGGGAAUCUUCAACAGGCACUACUUCUUCAAUAAUUAUGAAACUUGAAGUCUACAUUUUCAAGUAAGGUCAAAAUGGGAUUUUAACCAAAAUCGUAUAUUCCUGUAACUGAUGGUCACCUCUUAGAAGCUCACUAGCACCCCGACCUCUUCAUAUAGUCUGUUACCAUUGCACAAAGGGCACGGAGAGUAUUAUUUGUGCUGUAGCAGGGGGCACAUACUGUAAACCAUUCCUAUCCUCCCUCCCAGUUUCCAUGCAGGUUAGAGGAUGAAUGUACUGUCCACCAGGAGUGAGAUGCAGAGAAGUCCAGGAUCAUUUAGGUGCUUGAGGGCCUGCACACACAUUUGUAUUAGGAGGAUGAAAGUGUACACAUAAAGUGUGUAUAAAUGUCACCAGAUGUUUUCUAACUGCUGACACUGAUUGUGCAGCUUUGUGCUGAAACCUGGAGGACCACUACGAACCCACCCCAUGCCCGCUCUGCAAUAAAUCAUGAACUGUACUCUUAAGGCCCAGUCAAUCAAUCUAAAAUCACAUUGAAACAAAAUAAAAAACAUUAUUAUGAAAGGAACAUUGAGCUUAAAUCCUAUAAUUAUGAUCUAUAAAUGUGUCUGAGUAACAAAAGGCGUAAUGCACAUCAGAAUUCUUACCAAAACUAUCAAAAAUCAAUAGGCUGGAUACUAAAACAAACUGAUUUCUCAGUUUUUCUUUGAACUUAAAACCAACAUUUUUGGAGUUCCUUUGCAUUUUGAUUGACAAAAGUCCCAAGCAAAUGAUUUUCAAAUUGCAUAAUGGCACAGAAAAGAUGCAGCUGUGUAAAAAUACAGCUGCUCAGUUGAGGUUAGACUAAAAUGCUGAACAUGUAGAAGUUAAAAGAACUCCCCUGCCAUCGUGUUUCAGUCAGAAAACACAUCAUUGAUUAAUUUGUAAUAGUUCCUGGGCGACGCACAAUGUACAGAUCUGGAUGGGUCAAAUUGUGUUUUUGUCUGCUAGAGAUAUUUCUUUUGUGCUAGAUUUCAGAUGCAAUGAGAGGUGUAAAUAUCAAAUGCACCUUAGUGUAUACUAUUAAAUUCAAAACUUUAAAUCACCGUAUGGGGUUUAAAAUGUGUUAUGUAUGAUUGAUAUAAACUUUUAGUAUUCCUGUGCCUUAGGCCAACGGAAAUGUUUUUAAAUAAAACGGCCUAUCUUAACAGUCAAAGGAGCUUCAAGGAUUUCCAGAUGUUGACUUUUCUUGUUUUCCUUGCCAUAUUAUAUACAAUCGAAUCAUUAUUGAACUUACAACUCCAUGGAUAGGUUGUAUCAACUGCUGUUUAAGACUCCUUUUUCUAGAUCAACUUAUUCGAGCUUUAUUACAAAGACUAAAACAAUGUGUAUUCUUGACUUUGUGUAAUGUCCUGUGUAGAAAGUGAUAAAUCAUACAUUUCACUGAAAUGUAAACAUAAAUAUUUAUUAAUGGUAAACUUGGAAAAUUAUUGUAAUAAAUUUUUUUCCACAUGUACAAA
Molecule: messenger RNA, 3035 nt
Organism: Sebastes umbrosus (honeycomb rockfish)
Lineage: Eukaryota; Metazoa; Chordata; Actinopteri; Perciformes; Sebastidae
Gene: adipor1a
Product: adiponectin receptor 1a
Exons: 8
Coding region: 174-1304 (376 amino acids)
Biological process (GO): adiponectin-activated signaling pathway
Cellular component (GO): plasma membrane
Molecular function (GO): signaling receptor activity
Source: RefSeq, a predicted model, not a curated record